CUGUUGAUGCUUUGAGAUCGCUAAAAUAGAGAGGCACAGAGAGGCCGUGUGGGAGCGAGCAGUGCCCUCCUGAUCCGGUAGUGGCUACGUGUAACUGAGAGGAAAAUGGCAGAAAGGAAGAAUAAUAAUAAUGCUCCAAACUCCAGUGCUAACUUAUUAUUCAGCGAUGCUCCGGAGUUUAACUUCAACCUACCCUUCCUGCCCGUGAGUCAGGCCACCGGUCCGGCCGUGUUAUCAGGAGCAGAUGAUUCCACUGAUGUGGGAGAAGAAGACAGCUUCCUGGGUCAGACCUCUGAAAACGGAUCAGCCCCCUCUACAUUCAACUACUUUGCCAGCCCCGUAACCAGCGGUGAUCCAUUCGCCUCCAUCGGCCAGUUACCAUGCCCGUCACCUGCCCUGUCAGCAGCACCCACAACCGCAGACCAGGUGUCUGCGCCGAGGAGUCUCAACACGACUCCAGUACCCAUGUCAGGCUCUCAAAUGAACCCCGCUCCUGCAGGGUUCGGCAGCACAGUGUACCAGAGUCCUAUGGGGUAUCACGCCUCUCAGCCCACUUCAAUGACCACACCACCACCUCCCCAGAUGCAGCCACAGGGUCAUAAUCCAUACCGACACACCUCUACUUCCAGUAAAGCACGUCCUUAUAUUCCAGGGCCAGAGAUCAUGCAACAAACGCACAUACCUCAGCAGCACAAUCCGUACUCUCUGAGCUCUAUGCCGCACACUUCCCCCAUGUCAGAGAUGGCGUACACAAGGGCUUCUCCAACACAGAUGCAAUCAACCCUUCCACCUCCUGCAUCUUCUGCCGGAGCGAUAGUUCCUGCUGGUCCCAUGAUGCCGUACAGCUACAGCGUUUAUGAGCCCAUUCAACCUCACUGGUUCUACUGCAAACAAGUGGAGUCAAAGAGCGUCUGGCUUCCUUUCAGCUUCAUCGACUCCCUUCAGCUCGAGGAGACAUAUAACUCAGUUCAACCGGACCCAGAAGCUGUGAUCGUGCGUACAGACGGAGGGCGAUAUGACGUGCAGCUUUACGACCGAAUACGGACCGCAGUGUACUGGGAGGAGGAGCCUACGGAGGUCCGGCGCUGCUCGUGGUUCUACAAGGGGGACACAGAUAGUCGCUUUAUUCCCUACUCGGAGGAGUUCAGUGAAAAGCUGGAGGCAGAAUAUAAGAAAGCUGUGUCGACCAACCAGUGGCACCGUAGACUGGAGUUCCCCUCCGGAGAGACCAUCGUCAUGCACAAUCCAAAGGUGAUUGUGCAGUUUCAGCCCUCUUCCAUGCCUGACGAGUGGGGCACGACUCAGGAUGGACAGACCAGGCCUAGAGUGGUGAAAAGGGGGAUUGACGAUGACCACGAUGAAGUGAAUGAUGGUGAGAUGCCGAAGGUGGAUCAUCUUGUCUUCAUGGUCCAUGGAAUCGGUCCCGUGUGUGACCUGAGGUUUCGGAGCAUGGUGGAGUGUGUGGACGACUUCCGGAGCGUGUCACUGAAGCUGCUCAACAGUCACUUUAAGACGUCGCUGGACAAAGGAGCGAUCAGCAGGGUGGAGUUCCUCCCUGUCCAGUGGCACACAGCUCUACAUGGGGAUGCUACGGGGGUGGACAGGAGGAUAAAGAAGAUCACCUUGCCCAGCACUGGGCGUUUACGUCACUUUACCAAUGAGACUCUGUUAGACGUGCUCUUCUACAACAGUCCCACGUACUGCCAGACCAUCAUGGACACAGUUGCCCAAGAGAUUAAUAGACUCAAUACGUUGUUCAUGGAGAGGAACCCAGACUUCAAAGGAUGCGUGUCGGUGGCAGGACACAGCUUAGGUUCCCUGAUCCUGUUUGAUCUGUUGUCAAAUCAGAUGAACGGCUCUGCACCCAUGCCCGUCAUACCAUCUGCCAAUGGGGGCACCAAAGAGGUGAUAGCGCCCGUUGUUCCUCAGGAGAAUAAGGCCGCUGCUGCUCAACCUCCUGUGGAAGAAGAAGGGGAGGAGUUUGAGGAUCUCUCUGCCAUGCUGGAACAUCUGGGGUUGUCUGAGUACAAGACCACCUUUGAUGAUGAGAGAAUCGACACCGAGUCUUUUCUCAUGUGCACAAUUGAAGACCUGAAGGAGAUGAAAAUCCCACUCGGUCCCAGGAAAAAGAUCGCCAAGUUUGUCAAAGAACGACUGAACAAGCAGGCGGCCCAAGAAAAGAAAGCAGAGGUCAGUCCGGUAGAAGUCCCCCCACCAGCAGUUGAAGCUCUUCCUGAUACCUCUGUGCAGAACCCCCCUGUUGGCAGUAACUUUUCCUCCAUACAUGUCAACUACAAUUACUUUGAAGUUGGCACCGGACAGGUGUCCGUGGUUUACCAAGCUCUCGACUUUGAGCCAGUGAAUUUCUUUGCCUUGGGUUCUCCAAUCGGCAUGUUCUUAACGGUCCGAGGUCUGGAAAAGAUUGAAGAGAAUUACCAGCUGCCCACGUGCAAAGGGUUCUUCAAUAUCUACCAUCCACUGGACCCAGUGGCAUACAGGAUUGAGCCCAUGAUAAUACCAGACCUGGACUUAAAGCCUGUCUUGAUCCCUCAUCACAAAGGAAGGAAGAGGCUUCACCUUGAGCUGAAGGAGAGUCUCUCCAGAAUGGGCUCUGACCUGAAGCAUGGUUUCAUCAGCUCCCUGAGGACUGCAUGGCAGACUCUCAACGACUUCGCCCGCGCUCACACCUCCUCUGCUCAGCUUCAGGCUGAGCUGGCCAUCGUAGCCAAUCAGAUUGAAGAGCAGGAGAAGCAAGCUCGGGAGGACCAUAAGAUCCCAGAGAGCCUUGAGCUGCCGAGAGAGGAGGAGCCUCAGGUGAAAGUGGGGCUGCUGAAUGGAGGGAACCGCAUCGAUUACGUCCUGCAGGAGAAGCCCAUAGAGAGCUUCAACGAGUACCUGUUUGCCCUCCAAAGUCAUCUCUGCUACUGGCAAUCUGAAGACACGGCUCUGCUCCUCCUCAAAGAGAUCUACAAGACCAUGGGGAUCCACCCGGAGCAGAUCAUACAUUAACACGAUGAAGUUUGAAGCUGAAAAUACACCCGUCAGAUGUUUCUUUUUUUUCUUAGUGAUUAUUCUCUCAUGUUUUUUUUUUCCUUUUUGCUAUCAAUGUAGUUUGAUUUAUCAGAUUGACUGAUACAACUGUACAACGCCAUUUGUCUUAAAUAAAGAAACAUAAAUUAGCUCCUAGAUUUAAAGACAUCUGAAACGUUUGGUGGGCUUUGUCCAUUUUAUUGAUUAAAUUAAAGAACUGGUAUUUUAAAAUAUG
This is a messenger RNA of Notolabrus celidotus (New Zealand spotty), 3265 nucleotides long. RefSeq names its product SEC23 interacting protein (gene sec23ip). Gene Ontology annotation, cellular component: COPII-coated ER to Golgi transport vesicle. NCBI's taxonomy places the organism in Eukaryota, Metazoa, Chordata, Actinopteri, Labriformes, Labridae. Bases 106 to 3009 code for a protein of 967 amino acids. The transcript is spliced from 18 exons. The record is from RefSeq and is a predicted model, not a curated record. Gene Ontology annotation, molecular function: protein binding; metal ion binding.